Molecule: messenger RNA, 1629 nt
Organism: Ochotona curzoniae (black-lipped pika)
Lineage: Eukaryota; Metazoa; Chordata; Mammalia; Lagomorpha; Ochotonidae
Gene: SHISA7
Product: shisa family member 7
Exons: 4
Coding region: 1-1629 (542 amino acids)
Biological process (GO): regulation of short-term neuronal synaptic plasticity; regulation of AMPA receptor activity
Cellular component (GO): AMPA glutamate receptor complex; postsynaptic density; dendritic spine membrane
Source: RefSeq, a predicted model, not a curated record
AUGCCGGCCCUGCUGUUCCUCGGGACCCUGGUGCUCCUGGCCUCCGCCUCGGGUCAGGCCGGGGCGCGCCCGUCCAACGCCACUGGCGCCGAGCCGCCGGGCCCGCUGCCCGCGCUGCUGGCGCACCUGCGACGCCUGACCGGGGCGCUGACAGGUGGCGGCGGGGCCGCGGCCGCGACGGGUGUCAAUGGCACAAGGAGCAGCCCCGCGGGCAGCCCCGGCGCAGCGGCCCGGGCGCCGCCUCCAGCCGAGCUGUGCCACGGCUACUACGACGUCAUGGGCCAGUACGACGCCACCUUCAACUGCAGCACCGGCUCCUACCGCUUCUGCUGCGGCACCUGCCACUACCGCUUCUGCUGCGAGCACCGCCACAUGCGCCUGGCGCAGGCCUCCUGCUCAAACUACGACACGCCGCGCUGGGCCACCACGCCGCCGCCGCUAGCCGGGGGCGCCGGGGGCGUUGGGGGUGCGGGUGGGGGACUGGGGCCCGGCCAGGCUGGGUGGCUGGAAGGGGGCCGGACGGGGGGCGCCGGGGUGCGUGGGGGCGAGGGCCCCGGGGGCAGCACGGCCUACGUGGUGUGCGGGGUCAUCAGCUUCGCCCUGGCCGUGGGCGUUGGAGCCAAAGUGGCCUUCAGCAAGGCGUCGCGCGCACCCAGGGCGCACCGGGAGAUCAACGUGCCCAGGGCUCUGGUGGACAUUCUGAGGCACCAGGCGGGGCCCGGGACCCGCCCAGACCGGGCCCGAAGCAGCUCCCUGACCCCGGGGAUCGGGGUUGCUGACAGCAUGCCCCCCAGGACGCCCAAGAACCUCUACAGCACGGUGAAACCCUCCGACCUUGACUGGCGGGCCAUGCCCCCACCCAGCCCCUCCUUGCACUACUCCACACUGUCCUGCUCCCGGUCCUUCCACAACCUGUCGCACCUGCCCCCGUCCUACGAGGCCGCCGUGAAGUCGGAGCUGAGCCGGUACUCCUCCCUCAAGCGGCUGGCCGAGAAGGACCUGGACGAGGCCUACCUGAACCGCAGGCACCUGGCUGAGAUACCCCGAGGGACGCUGCCGCUGCACGCACUGCGGCGGCCGGGCACCGGGGGCGGCUACCGCACGGACGCCUGGGGCAGCCCGGAGGAGCUGGGCCUGGCACCCGCGCCUAACCCGCGGCGGGUCAUGUCCCAGGAACACCUGCUGGGCGACGGCCGCGCCUCGCGCUACGAGUUCACACUGCCGCGCGCGCGCCUCGUGUCGCAGGAGCACCUGCUGCUCUCGUCGCCCGAGGCCCUGCGCCAGAGUCGCGAACACCUGCUGUCGCCUCCGCGGAGCCCCGCGCUGCCCCCCGAGCCCACCGCCCGGGCCAGCCUGGCCGCCUCGCACACCAACCUGCUUCUGGGGCCUGGGGGGCCUCCCACGCCGCUUCACGGGCUGCCGCCGCCGGGCCUGCACGCUCACCACCAUCACGCCCUGCACGGCUCGCCUCAGCCCGCCUGGAUGGCGGACGCCGGCGGGGGUGGGGGCACGCUGGCCCGCAGGCCGCCCUUCCAGCGCCAGGGCACGCUGGAGCAGCUGCAGUUCAUCCCAGGCCACCACCUGCCCCAGCACCUGCGCACCGCCAGCAAGAACGAGGUGACGGUCUGA